CUCCCAAUUGUUCAUUGAGUUCAUAGACCACGAUUUCGUCGCUCGUGGCUCGUUCCAGAGCAUUGUCCACCAUGGUUAUAGACGUCGGCCUUGUGAAGCUCCUCGCAGUCCUUUUCCUGACGCUGCUUCUGGCAAAAGCAAUUGCAGUGAUCGCCAGAUGGUGGUUGCACCGACGAUAUUUGAGGACACGAGUAGGCGUGCCAUGCAAACCACAUUGGGUCCUUGGCCACCUGGUUGAGGAUGACCGUCUAGCCAGAGACAUUCUUAUAAGGUAUGCUCGUAAACUGCCGAGACUACAAUUGCAACUGUUGGGACCGUUCCUCUCGGCGGUCACAGUGAGCCAUCCAGAUACCAUAGCGGAAACCAUGCGAACCAAUCCAUCGCAAAAUGAGCUCAUCGGCAAAUUGGCUCGAGUGUGGAUCGGCAAUGGACUGAUCUUUAGCCAGGGCGAGCGCUGGGCCCGAGACCACCGCUUGCUCUCCAAGGUUUUCACGCUGGAGAUGCGACGAGAAUACGUUGGUGCGUUCAAGGAUGCAACGGACAUAAUGCUGGAUGAGUGGAACGACCAAGUUGGACGCAGUGUAGACAUGGCCAACUACCUACCCAUGCUUGCGUUUGAUAUCAUAUUGAGGACCGCGAUGGGAGCAGAAACGACGUGUCAAACUGACACUGAUCCAAAUACGCCAGCCAGGCGAUAUGAGGCUGCCGUCAAGGACAUAUCUGAGAUCAUCUUCAAUCGCUACAAGCAGCCCUGGUUCUACUCAGAUUUCAUAUUUCUUAACUCUCCUACCGGUUCCCGUUUCAAGAAGUUGCUUGCCGAAACACAUGCGUUUAGUGGAGGGCUGAUCACUGAGCGACGGCGUGUUCUGCGGGAGGCUGCAGACAGUAGAGACCCGCUGGGUGUCCCGCGCCGCCGAGACAUGCUGGAUGUGUUGCUGACCGUGCGAGAUGAGGACGGGGUUGGCUACAGUGACUCGGAUAUCCGCGAGCACGUGGAAACCUUUCUGCAUGCCGGCCACGACACUACCUCGGCUGCUUUGGAAUGGGCCAUCCUCUAUCUGAGUCGUAAUCCAGGUGUUCAGGAGCGCUGUCGACAAGAGGUACUCGCCGUGCUGGAGGAGCAUGGCGGUCUUAAACACUUUGCUCACAAUCAUCUUGCAGAGCUGCCGUACCUGACGCAGACCAUCCAGGAAACUCUCCGCAUCGCCUCCGUAGCCCCAUUCGUCGUCAAGACAUGCCAGAAAGAUUGCCAGGUGGAAGGCGUCCAAUUCCCUGCAGGCACUGAUUUUCAGAUCAACAUCAUCGGCGUUCAUCACAACGAGCAAGUCUGGGAUGACCCGGACACGUUCAAUCCUGAUCGAUUCUCACCAGACCAAGGCACACGGAGUUCCUAUGCCUUCAUCCCGUUCAGCUGUGGUCCACGUGCCUGCAUCGGCAAGCACUUUGCCAUGGACGAGAUGAAGGUGGUACUGAGCAUGAUUCUGUCCCGGUUCCGUCUACUGCCGGAUCCAGAUGCCGCUGAGACUAAAUCGAAAAUGGGCAUCUUCGUGAAGCCAGAUCCACCGGUGCACGUGCUAUUGGAGUUCGUAUGAAUGCUGCAAUACCUACAUGUAUUUAUGCCUCUGAAUUGUCUUAGGCGUAUAGAGCACGAUAAACACUAGAUUUCACCAUUGUUAUGGAGUAUAGCGGGCAGGUGAAUCGCCAGUACUAGGCUCUCCCCAAAUCGACCGGCGUAAAAAGUCGCCGAAAACGAGACUUAUUGCCGAUCUUGGAGGCUUCCUUUGAGGAUCUCCGAGAAUCCACCAAAUGUUGUUGCAAAGCGUGUUUACGAACGAAUGCUGCAAGCUAGCAUGACCGCUCGAGCUCUCUACUUCAGUGCUUGUACUAAGUUGUAGUACUAGUGCGUUGAGGUCGUGUGACUCGUGUCCUUUGACCUCCUCUCAAACAAUCAUUAGCCAUUGGGAAGACCGUAAGUAGUAAAAUACUACACUACGAUAUAUACUCCAUCUAUCAGCGCUGUAUUUCCAAUAUCUCACCAAUUUUGAAGCCAAUAUGCCAACAAAUCUUUUAGCCGAAUUUCCAAUAUAUUCCAAUUUUACAGCCGAUUUUCGAACAAUCAGCUGGUUUUGUUGCCGAAUCUGAUUUAUUUUUGGGUGAGCGAAAAGCCGAAAAGCCGAAUAGGCGAAGAAGAUUUGGGGAAAGCCUAACUGAUUCGAACCAGAAUCGCCAUCCUGUAUUCAACCCUACUCCAAGUCAAGGUCCAUUCAGUGCAAGUACUGUACCCCUCUAACAAGUUUUGACAUUGAGCCAGCGAAAAGUGUCGUUAUUCACGAGGUGGUGCUAUUCGAUAUUCGUGAAUAACAUAUCAUUAUCAAUAAUGUGGAGUACAUGU
This is a messenger RNA of Sycon ciliatum, 2392 nucleotides long. RefSeq names its product cytochrome P450 4F1-like. The transcript has a single exon. The coding region runs from base 72 to 1592 and encodes 506 amino acids. Lineage: Eukaryota; Metazoa; Porifera; Calcarea; Leucosolenida; Sycettidae. Gene Ontology annotation, molecular function: heme binding; monooxygenase activity; iron ion binding. The record is from RefSeq and is a predicted model, not a curated record.